This is a messenger RNA of Microtus ochrogaster (prairie vole), 7713 nucleotides long. RefSeq names its product LDL receptor related protein 6 (gene Lrp6). Gene Ontology annotation, biological process: nervous system development; canonical Wnt signaling pathway. Lineage: Eukaryota; Metazoa; Chordata; Mammalia; Rodentia; Cricetidae. Gene Ontology annotation, molecular function: Wnt-protein binding; Wnt receptor activity. The record is from RefSeq and is a predicted model, not a curated record.
GCGGGGGACGUGGGGCGCCGCGGGAGGAGGCGGCGGCAUGGGGGCAGGCGCUGGCGUCGCGCGAGCCCGGGCCGGAGCGGCGCGCUAGAGCCCUGACGUGCGCCCUUUUCUUUCUUCUUCUCGGUCUUCUCCCGGCCGCGGAAAGCAUGAGCGUGCAGACCCGCCGCUGCGGCGGCCGCCCCGGCUCCUCGCUCGCGCGUCCCCUGGCCGCCGGUAGCCGGUGAGGGCCGCGAGCGCGCGCCGAGCGGGGAAGAUGGGGGCCGUGCUGAGGAGCCUCCUGGCCUGCAGCUUCUGCGUGCUGCUGAGAGCGGCCCCUUUGUUGCUUUAUGCAAACAGACGGGACUUGAGAUUGGUUGAUGCUACAAAUGGCAAAGAGAAUGCAACGAUUGUAGUUGGAGGCUUGGAGGAUGCAGCUGCGGUGGACUUUGUGUUUGGUCAUGGCUUGAUAUACUGGAGUGAUGUCAGCGAAGAAGCCAUUAAGCGAACAGAAUUUAACAAAACUGAGAGUGUACAGAAUGUUGUCGUUUCUGGAUUAUUGUCCCCGGAUGGGCUGGCAUGUGAUUGGCUUGGAGAAAAAUUGUACUGGACAGAUUCUGAAACUAAUCGUAUUGAAGUUUCUAAUUUAGAUGGAUCUUUACGAAAAGUUUUAUUUUGGCAAGAGUUGGAUCAACCCAGAGCUAUUGCCUUAGACCCAUCAAACGGGUUCAUGUACUGGACAGACUGGGGAGAAGUGCCAAAAAUAGAACGUGCUGGAAUGGAUGGUUCAAGUCGCUCUGUUAUAAUAAACACUGAAAUUUACUGGCCAAACGGACUGACUCUGGAUUAUGAGGAGCGGAAGCUUUAUUGGGCAGAUGCAAAACUGAAUUUUAUCCAUAAAUCAAACCUGGAUGGCACAAGUCGGCAGGCAGUGGUUAAAGGUUCCCUUCCACAUCCUUUUGCCUUGACGUUAUUUGAGGACACACUGUACUGGACUGACUGGAAUACACAUUCUAUUUUGGCUUGCAACAAGUAUACUGGCGAGGGUCUGCGUGAAAUCCAUUCUAACAUCUUCUCUCCCAUGGAUAUACAUGCUUUCAGCCAACAGAGGCAGCCAAAUGCUACAAAUCCAUGUGGAAUUGAUAAUGGUGGUUGUUCCCACUUGUGUUUGAUGUCUCCAAUCAAGCCUUUUUAUCAGUGUGCUUGUCCAACUGGGGUCAGGCUUCUGGAAAAUGGAAAAACCUGCAAAGAUGGUGCCACUGAACUAUUGCUCUUAGCCCGACGGACAGACUUGAGGCGCAUUUCUUUGGAUACACCAGAUUUUACUGACAUUGUCCUGCAGUUGGAAGACAUCCGGCAUGCCAUCGCCAUAGACUAUGACCCUGUAGAAGGCUAUAUCUACUGGACUGAUGAUGAAGUGAGGGCCAUCCGUCGUUCCUUCAUAGAUGGAUCUGGUAGUCAGUUUGUGGUCACUGCCCAGAUCGUCCAUCCUGAUGGUAUUGCUGUUGACUGGGUUGCAAGAAACCUGUACUGGACAGACACUGGCACUGAUCGGAUAGAGGUGACAAGGCUCAAUGGGACCAUGAGGAAGAUUCUGAUUUCAGAGGACUUAGAGGAGCCCCGGGCUAUUGUGCUAGAUCCCAUGGUUGGGUACAUGUAUUGGACUGACUGGGGAGAAACCCCGAAAAUCGAGCGAGCUGCUCUGGAUGGUUCUGACCGAGUAGUUCUUGUUAACACUUCUCUUGGUUGGCCAAAUGGCUUAGCUCUGGAUUAUGAUGAAGGCACAAUAUACUGGGGAGAUGCCAAAACAGACAAAAUUGAGGUUAUGAAUACCGAUGGCACUGGGAGGCGAGUGCUAGUGGAAGACAAAAUCCCUCACAUAUUCGGGUUCACCCUGCUGGGCGACUAUGUUUACUGGACUGACUGGCAGCGGCGGAGCAUCGAAAGAGUACACAAACGAAGUGCAGAAAGGGAGGUUAUCAUAGACCAGCUGCCUGACCUCAUGGGACUGAAGGCCACAAGUGUUCACAGAGUCAUUGGUUCCAACCCCUGUGCUGAGGCAAAUGGAGGAUGCAGCCAUCUUUGCCUUUAUAGGCCUCAGGGACUUCGAUGUGCCUGUCCCAUUGGCUUUGAGCUCAUCAGUGACAUGAAGACCUGCAUUGUUCCUGAGGCUUUCCUUCUGUUUUCGCGGAGAGCAGAUAUCAGACGCAUAUCUUUGGAAACAAACAAUAAUAAUGUGGCCAUUCCUCUCACUGGUGUCAAAGAAGCUUCUGCUUUGGAUUUUGAUGUCACCGACAACAGAAUUUACUGGACUGAUAUAUCGCUGAAGACUAUUAGCAGAGCCUUUAUGAAUGGCAGUGCACUGGAACAUGUGGUAGAGUUUGGCUUAGAUUAUCCAGAAGGCAUGGCAGUGGACUGGCUUGGGAAGAACUUGUACUGGGCAGACACAGGAACAAAUCGCAUCGAGGUAUCAAAGUUGGAUGGACAGCACCGACAGGUUUUGGUAUGGAAAGACCUUGACAGUCCCCGAGCUCUGGCAUUGGAUCCUGCUGAAGGAUUUAUGUAUUGGACUGAAUGGGGUGGAAAGCCCAAGAUUGACAGAGCUGCUAUGGAUGGAAGUGAACGCACUACAUUAGUUCCAAAUGUGGGGCGUGCAAAUGGUCUCACUAUCGAUUAUGCUAAAAGGCGGCUCUACUGGACAGACCUGGACACUAACUUAAUAGAGUCUUCAAAUAUGCUUGGACUCAACCGUGAAGUUAUAGCAGAUGAUUUGCCUCAUCCUUUUGGCUUAACUCAGUACCAAGAUUACAUCUACUGGACCGACUGGAGCCGACGCAGCAUUGAACGAGCCAACAAAACCAGUGGCCAAAACCGCACCAUCAUCCAGGGCCAUUUGGAUUAUGUGAUGGACAUCCUUGUCUUUCACUCCUCUCGGCAGGCAGGGUGGAAUGAAUGUGCCUCCAGCAACGGGCACUGCUCCCACCUCUGCUUGGCUGUACCAGUUGGAGGUUUUGUGUGUGGAUGCCCUGCCCACUACUCCCUGAAUGCUGACAACAGAACCUGUAGUGCUCCUACUACCUUCCUGCUCUUCAGUCAGAAGAGUGCUAUUAACCGCAUGGUGAUUGAUGAACAGCAGAGUCCUGACAUCAUCCUUCCCAUCCACAGCCUUCGGAAUGUCAGGGCCAUUGAUUAUGACCCUUUGGACAAGCAGCUCUACUGGAUUGACUCUCGACAAAACAUGAUCCGAAAGGCACAAGAAGAUGGUGGCCAGGGUUUUACUGUAGUUGUAAGCUCAGUUCCAAAUCAGAACCUGGAAAUACAGCCCUAUGACCUCAGCAUUGAUAUCUAUAGCCGUUACAUCUACUGGACCUGUGAAGCUACCAAUGUCAUUGAUGUGACAAGAUUAGAUGGCCGAUCAAUUGGAGUGGUUCUAAAAGGCGAGCAAGACAGACCUCGAGCCAUUGUGGUGAACCCCGAGAAAGGGUAUAUGUAUUUUACCAAUCUUCAGGAAAGAUCUCCUAAAAUUGAACGGGCUGCUUUGGAUGGAACAGAACGGGAGGUCCUCUUUUUCAGUGGCUUAAGUAAACCAAUUGCUUUGGCACUUGAUAGCAGGCUGGGCAAGCUCUUCUGGGCUGAUUCAGAUCUUCGGCGAAUUGAAAGCAGUGAUCUCUCAGGUGCCAACAGGAUAGUGCUAGAAGACUCUAAUAUCUUGCAGCCUGUGGGUCUGACCGUGUUUGAAAACUGGCUCUAUUGGAUUGAUAAGCAGCAGCAAAUGAUUGAAAAAAUUGACAUGACUGGUCGAGAAGGAAGAACCAAGGUCCAGGCUCGAAUCGCUCAGUUGAGUGACAUUCAUGCAGUAAAGGAGCUGAACCUUCACGAAUACAGACAGCACCCUUGUGCCCAGGAUAAUGGUGGCUGUUCCCAUAUUUGCCUUGUAAAAGGAGAUGGUACUACAAGAUGCUCUUGCCCCAUGCACCUAGUUCUGCUUCAGGAUGAGCUGUCUUGUGGAGAACCUCCAACAUGUUCUCCUCAGCAGUUCACUUGCUUCACUGGGGACAUUGACUGUAUCCCUGUGGCUUGGCGGUGUGAUGGCUUUACUGAAUGUGAAGACCACAGUGAUGAACUCAACUGUCCCGUGUGCUCAGAGUCUCAGUUCCAGUGUGCCAGUGGGCAGUGUAUUGAUGGCGCCCUUCGAUGCAAUGGUGAUGCCAACUGCCAGGAUAAGUCAGACGAGAAGAAUUGUGAAGUGCUUUGUUUAAUUGAUCAGUUUCGCUGUGCCAAUGGCCAGUGUGUCGGAAAGCACAAGAAAUGCGACCACAACGUGGACUGCAGUGACAAAUCUGAUGAACUGGACUGUUAUCCAACUGAAGAGCCAGCACCACAGGCCACCAACACAGUCGGUUCAGUUAUUGGAGUAAUUGUCACCAUAUUUGUAUCUGGAACCAUAUACUUUAUCUGCCAAAGGAUGCUGUGUCCUCGUAUGAAGGGAGAUGGGGAGACUAUGACUAAUGACUAUGUGGUUCAUGGCCCAGCUUCUGUGCCCCUUGGUUACGUUCCUCACCCAAGCUCUCUGUCGGGAUCUCUUCCAGGAAUGUCUCGAGGAAAAUCAAUGAUCAGUUCCCUUAGUAUCAUGGGGGGGAGCAGUGGGCCUCCCUAUGAUAGAGCACACGUCACAGGAGCAUCGUCAAGUAGUUCUUCCAGCACCAAAGGCACUUACUUCCCUGCAAUUUUGAACCCACCACCAUCGCCUGCUACAGAGCGAUCUCAUUAUACCAUGGAAUUUGGUUAUUCUUCCAACAGUCCCUCCACACAUAGGUCCUACAGCUACAGGCCUUACAGCUACCGGCACUUUGCACCACCCACUACACCCUGCAGCACUGAUGUCUGUGACAGUGACUAUGCUCCUAGCCGGAGAAUGACCUCAGUGGCAACAGCCAAGGGCUACACCAGUGACUUGAACUAUGACUCAGAGCCUGUGCCCCCACCACCUACACCCCGCAGCCAAUACUUGUCAGCAGAAGAGAACUAUGAGAGCUGCCCUCCUUCUCCGUAUACUGAGAGGAGCUACUCGCAUCACCUCUACCCACCGCCACCCUCCCCCUGCACAGACUCCUCCUGAGGAGGGGCCCUCCUCCUCUGACUGCCUCCGCCGGGAAAUGUAAAUACACAUCUGGUUGAGAUCUGGAGGGGGGGAGGGAGCUAUAAAGCAGAGUGAGGCAGACCCUGUACAGUUAACAUUAUAAAGUGGGUGGGGUACUGGAGAUAUUUGUACAGAAGAAAAGGAUAUUUAUAUAUUUUCUUAAAAGAGCAGAUUUGCUGCUUGUGCCAUAAAAGUUUGUAUAAAAUAUAAAUUUGUACUAAAAGUUUUAUUUUUGCAAACUAAAUACACAAAGCAUGCCUUAAACCCAGUGAAAUGACUGAGCACAAAGGAAACAGGGAUAGCAGAGGCAUCACUGACUGAGAGUGUCUGGGUUUCAAUGAUACCAAAAACUAGAGGAGGAGGAGAAAGUAAUUCCAUCUCAGAGUGGCAAACUUGGAAGCAGCCAAAAUCGCCUUCAGACUAACUAACAUUUUUGAGGGUCAACAAGUUAAGAAACCAUGAAGGAAAGAAAUUAUAGUACUAAUUUUGGACAAAGGGCUUUGUUUUCUCUAGGAAUCCAACAGUUUCCUUAAGGAAAAUAGAUGCUUGUACAAUCCAUUUGAGUGUUGCUGUUGUAGGAGAUGAGGUUCUGCUGCAGGAUGCUGUGGAGCUGGUGAGAGCCCUGCCGCUGGCCCAGCUCUUGGUAGCACUAGCUGCUUUCACCUUGCUGCCUCCCCAGCAGCUUGUAGGCCAUUCUGCCGAGAGCCAUGAUUUAGUCAAGCUUUUUCAUCUGAGGGAUUGACUAAACGGAAUUUACUCAACAAGGGAUUGAUUCCAGUAUAUCUACUAUCACCAUUUGACUGAGCUUUUAAGUUGUAGGCUGUUUUUGCAUAAUCAAAAGUUAGCCAUAUUAUUGGUCUUCCAUGAUUGUUUUAAUGUUCAUUAAAGUGUCUUUUUACAACACUUAUAGACAAUGCUUAAAAAAAUCACGAAUGUUAUAUUCUUGUAAAUUAGUUUUGUAUCCUUGCAGCAUACAAUAUCACAGUGUGAAAUCAUUUAAUGUAUGUUUUUUGAGUAAAACAUUUAAAUGUGCUCUGGUUAGAAGCAGUCUAUUUAAAAAGAAGGUUUUUUUGUUUUGUUUUGUUUGUGUUGUUAGGUUUCCCUAUAUUAACUGUGUGGUGUUUUCACUUUCUGUGGACCAGCUUUCCUGAGUGACGUUUCCCGCAUACCUCUGUUAGUGUGGUGGGAGGCACCUUCUUGGCAGGCACUGUGAAUGUUUUCACACGGUCCACAGUCUCUUCUUACAGUCACCUGUGUUUCUGUGUUCUCUCUUGUCCCAAUCUGGACUAAGAUAAUCUCACAAAUGUAACAGUGUGGGUUAAAUGAGAAGACUCACUGUGAACUUCUCAGCUGCAGGAACUUGAGUGGUGGAGACUAAUGGAAGUCUCUUCUGACACAUGCCUGCCCUGCUGUCAUGAUGGUCCUGAGCUGCUACCUCUGUCGCUGUCAGGGCUGUCCAGACAUUAGUGUCCUGCUUUCUUUGUUGUCUAGCACUCCUCGCUACAGUUGAGCUGUUUCUAACCUAGUGUGCUUUUACCUAAGCAGCUGUUGAUUACUUAUUGAAUAUAUUUUUAAAUUAUAUAUUGAUAUGAGGCUUCUGGAUUUUAGAGCCUAAGUGAAAACAAUAGAAAGAAAUGAUUCCAGAAUUUUGGCAGAGUUUAAUUAACUUAAAAAACACAGGUACGUUUUUAAAGAGAAAACCAAAUCUUUCAAGAUAAUGCUUAUAUUGGGGACAGCUUAGUCAGAAUCAGGGCACUUAUCUUGUGUAUAAGUAAAUGGCAAUCCAUGCAUGUCUUGAAUUUCAGUCAGAUAAGCAUUAAUUCUUCCUGUUACUGAAACGAAGUGCUCGGCGUCUAAGACAGAAUGGGUCUUGAACUCACCUUCUGUGACGGCGCGGGGCACUUGACGCUUGAGUGAAGAUGGGAAGGUCAUCCAUGACUGGGUGUCAGUUAGAAUUUGAGAAUUCUAUGUUUACAUUUUAAUGUGCAUCUUUAUCUGGUGGGCUUCCCAUGUAGAGACUUGCACUAUAGUGAGCUAAGAAGGAUGCUGCCUUGUUUCAUCUCAGUCCAAGUGCUUGUGCUGCGAUGGCAAUGGCCUCUUCUUGCAAAAUACAAAUUUGUGUGCCAAUUUGUUGAAAUGAUUUGAAGGCAGUUCAGGUUAAUCUCAGUAUCCUCUUUCUGGGGCAGCUGAGUUGUAGUGAGUACUUCUGAGAGUAUUUUUUAGUGAGAUGGUUAUUAAAUUUGAGAAAGAUAAGGAUACUCAAGUUACAUGGACAGUUAAGUUUAAGUAAACUAUGUCGUAAUUAUUGAACAUAAAAAAAUAAGGAAAAAUAAACUUAUGAGAACACAAAUUGGGGAAAAGGGAAAGUUUUAAAUUAGGAUAUAUCUAGAUUAUUUAAGAGGAAACAUGAAUACAAUUUGAUUAGAUUCCAUAGUUUCUUGGCUAUUUGUUUUGAGCUUGUAUCUUAAAGUAUGCCUAUUUACUGAUAGAACAUUUUGUAUACUGCAGCAAGCUUUUCUGCACUGCAAUCUUCUAUAACUAGGAUUCAGACACAAGCUUUUCUGCACUGCAAUCUUCUAUAACUAGGGUUCAGACAC